CCGGAAGUGAGCGGCCCGACCAGCAGGGAUGUUAUUCUUACUGCUUCGUUACGAGACCGGAUUAUCGUACCAAAUUUAACCCCAAAAAAUAAAAUAUCUAUGAAGUCGUUUAACUCAGUCAAGUCGGUACCUACCUACUAAAGAAGAAGAAUGACAGCGACACCCAGAAGAUAGACUUGGACCCUGACUGGACGUCCUGUGAAGAUGGAGGACAAAUACAGCAGCAAUGUGCUUUCCAGUGGAAAGCUGGGCAUGGUGGAAGUGCCUAACGCCAGGUUAACCAGGUACUUAGUUUUACUGCUCAUCUCCAAAGUGCUGAAGGCUCUCGGGAUAUUUGAGUCAUAUGAUGUUCUCAAAGUGGUUCAUAUUGUCCAGUUCAUCUUCAUACUGAAGUUAGGGAGUGCUGCCGUUUUGCUUUUCUUUCAGAAGCCUUUCUCUUCAGGGAAGGUCGUCUCCAGAAGACAGUGGAUAAAAUUGCUCAAGCAUGCAGUGAUCAGCUGCAUCAUAUCCCUGCUGGGUUUCUUUGGUUUAACUCUCUGUGGACCUUUAAGGACUCUGUUGCUGUUUGAGCACAGUGAUGUGGUGGUCAUCGCCCUCCUCGGUGUGUUAUUCACAAGUUCAGGAGGGGGACCCUCCAAGACCAGAGGUGCUGCCUUCUUCAUCAUAGCUGUGAUUUGUCUCCUCCUUUUUGACAACGAUGAUCUCAUGGCAAAAAUGGCAGAACACCCUGAGGGACACCACGACAGUGCCCUCAUCCAUUUCCUGUACACUUCCAUUGCAUUUUUAGGGGUUGCUGACCACAAGGGUGGAGUUGUGUUGUUAGUGGUGUCGUUGUGUCUGAAGGUGGGCUUCCACACAGCUUCUCGGAAAUUGUCAGUUGAGAUAGGGGGCACCAAACGCCUUUACGCCUUGGACAACCUGGUCUCUGCCAUGGUGCUGCUUCCCUGGGUGGUGGUGCUCUCAGCCACCACAGAGAACAAGGUUAAAUCGUGGUCUGCCCUCAUUCUGCCAUUUGGAAUGAUCAUUUUCUCUGUGAUGAUCCUGGAGUUUUACGUGGAGUCCAUCUGCAGCACCAAGAUGGAGACGCCAAGGUGUGCCCGCUAUGGGACCAUCUCCCUCUUUCUCAGUGCCCUGCUUCUGGCCAACUUCUGGACCCACCCACUGACCGACCAGCUGCGGUCAAUGAGCAAGCCGCCUCAGCAGGAGAGCACAGAGCAUGUGCUCUCUGGAGGUGUGCUGGUCAGCGCCAUCUUCUUCAUCAUGUCUUCCAGUAUUCUCUGCUCCCCGUCAAGGAAAGGUCAGAAGGGUACCUUGGUAGGGUACUCACCCGAGGGGACCCCACUAUACAACUUCAUGGGGGAUGCUCUCCAGCACACAUCUCAGUCUCUCCCUCGUUUCAUCAAGGAUUCCCUGAAACAGAUUCUGGAGGAGUACGAUUCAAGGCAGAUCUUCUACUUUCUCUGUUUAAAUCUGGCUUUUACAUUUGUGGAGCUGUUCUACGGCGUGUGGACCAACAGCCUCGGCUUGAUCUCUGAUGGCUUCCACAUGCUGUUUGACUGCUCUGCUCUGGUCCUGGGUCUUUUUGCUGCCCUAAUGACCCGCUGGAAGGCUACCAGAAUCUUCUCCUAUGGGUAUGGUCGUGUGGAAAUCCUCUCGGGUUUCAUCAACGGGUUAUUCCUGAUGGUCAUAGCUUUCUUCGUCUUUGUGGAGUCAGUCACACGUUUGUUGGAUCCACCUAAUAUAAACACAGACAUGCUAACUCCAGUUUCAGUUGGGGGUUUGCUGGUCAACUUGGUGGGGAUCUGUGCUUUUAGCCACGCCCACUCCCACGGAGGAGGCAAAAGCUGCUCAUCACAUGACCAUGGUCACUCACAUCACGGUCACAGCCACAGUGAGCACAGCCACGGUGGCCAUGGGCACUCCCAUGGAGGCCAUGGCGGGCACGGUCACGGUGGUCAUGGCCACUCUCAUGGAUCUAGUGCUGGAGGCAUGAAUGCCAACAUGAGAGGAGUCUUCCUGCAUGUACUGGCCGACACGUUGGGCAGUGUUGGUGUGAUCAUUUCCACCAUCCUCAUCCGUCAGUUCGGCUGGCUGAUCGCUGACCCGAUUUGCUCCCUCUUCAUCGCGGUCCUCAUUUUUCUCAGCGUCAUCCCACUGCUGAAAGACGCCUGCGAGGUUCUUCUGUUGCGAACCCCACCAGAGCAUGAAAAGGACCUCAACAAAGCCCUGGAGAAGAUUGAGAAGAUUGAAGGAGUGCUGUCGUACCGAGACCCCCAUUUCUGGAGGCACUCGGCCAGCGUCAUUUCAGGGACCAUCCAUCUACAGAUCAUGUCAGACGUUGUGGAGCAGAGGAUCAUACAGCAGGUGACAGCCAUUUUGAAAGAUGCUGGGGUAAACAACCUGUCAGUCCAGGUGGAGAAGGAAGCCUACUUCCAGCACAUGUCGGGGCUCAGUACUGGAUUUCAUGAAGUCCUGGCCAUGACCCAGCAGAUGGAGUCCAUGAGUUACCUGAAGGACGGGACGUGCAUCAUGUGACCUCCGUGUGUGAUGGACCAAAUAAAACUUAAUCCCUUCCUCGCUUUUUUCAUUGAACUGUAUAUGUGUGUUAUUCAUGUAAAAUAAAACGGGGUGUG
Lampris incognitus (smalleye Pacific opah) is the source of this 2633-nucleotide messenger RNA. It is a transcript of the gene slc30a5, whose product is annotated as solute carrier family 30 member 5. The transcript has 17 exons. Gene Ontology annotation, molecular function: zinc ion transmembrane transporter activity. Bases 205 to 2535 code for a protein of 776 amino acids. The record is from RefSeq and is a predicted model, not a curated record. NCBI's taxonomy places the organism in Eukaryota, Metazoa, Chordata, Actinopteri, Lampriformes, Lampridae. Gene Ontology annotation, cellular component: Golgi apparatus; membrane. Gene Ontology annotation, biological process: zinc ion transport; intracellular zinc ion homeostasis; transmembrane transport.